GAGGCAGGCCGGCAGGCAGACGGCCUCGCAGGCGGGUGGCGGCGGCCGUGCUGGCUGCUGAGGGCGGGAGCGAGUGAGUCACUGCGCGCGUGUGAGGGAGGGAAGGAGCGAGGGAGCGAGCAGCCCGCGCCCGCCGCCCUCCCGCAGCUCCCGCCAGGCCCCCCGCCACCGCCUACCCUCCGCCCAGCGUCCAGGCCGGGCCGAGCCGAGCCGGGUCGGGCCCGGGCCAUGCUGCUCACCGUGUACUGUGUGCGGAGGGACCUCUCCGAGGUGACCUUUUCCCUCCAGGUCGACGCCGACUUCGAGCUGCAUAACUUCCGCGCGCUGUGCGAGCUCGAGUCCGGCAUCCCCGCCGCCGAGAGCCAGAUUGUCUACGCAGAAAGACCUCUCACCGACAACCACAGAUCCCUGGCUUCUUACGGCUUGAAAGAUGGAGAUGUUGUAAUUUUGCGACAGAAGGAGAAUGCAGACCCUCGUCCUCCAGUGCAGUUCUCAAACUUACCCCGGAUUGACUUCAGUAGCAUAGCUGUGCCUGGCACGUCAAAUCCCCAACAGCGCCAGCUGCCCAGAGCACAGGCUCAGCACUCAUCUCCUGGAGAAGUAGCAUCGACUCCUCAAGGCUUAGACAACCCAGCCCUGCUCCGAGACAUGCUGCUGGCCAACCCUCACGAGCUGUCCUUGCUGAAGGAGCGUAACCCACCCCUGGCAGAAGCUCUGCUCAGUGGAGAUCUCGAGAAAUUCUCUAGGGUCCUGGUAGAGCAGCAGCAGGACCGAGCUCGGAGAGAACAAGAAAGGAUUCGUCUGUUUUCUGCUGACCCCUUUGAUCUUGAAGCUCAGGCAAAGAUAGAAGAAGAUAUAAGGCAGCAGAACAUCGAGGAGAACAUGACGAUAGCUAUGGAGGAGGCCCCAGAGAGCUUCGGCCAGGUCGCCAUGCUCUACAUCAACUGCAGAGUGAACGGGCAUCCUGUGAAAGCCUUCGUUGACUCAGGUGCCCAGAUGACUAUUAUGAGCCAGGCCUGUGCAGAAAGGUGUAACAUCAUGAGACUGGUGGACCGUCGGUGGGCUGGCAUCGCCAAAGGAGUGGGCACCCAGAAGAUUAUUGGAAGGGUGCAUCUAGCUCAGGUUCAAAUUGAAGGUGAUUUCCUGGCAUGUUCCUUCUCCAUACUCGAAGAACAGCCUAUGGACAUGCUUCUGGGAUUGGACAUGCUUAAACGGCAUCAGUGUUCGAUUGACUUGAAGAAAAAUGUACUGGUGAUUGGCACCACAGGCUCACAGACCACCUUCCUUCCUGAGGGGGAGCUCCCGGAGUGUGCCCGCUUGGCGUAUGGAACUGGGCGAGAGGACAUACGGCCAGAGGAGAUUGCAGACCAAGAAUUAGCAGAAGCCAUUCAAAAAUCAGCAGAGGAUGCAGAGAAAAGCAGUAAAGAAUCUACCUCACAGGGAAUGUCAUCGUUGCUGACUUCAGAUGGAUUCAGCUCUCCAGCCCCUUCUUCCGGGCCGAGUCCUGAGGUUGGCAGCCCUACGAGUCUCGCUCGCUCUGUCUCGGCUUCCGUCUGCGCCAUCAAGCCCAGUGACCCCAGUAGCAUUGAACCUACAGCUGUGGAGGCCAUGAAGACUUCAGCUGACUUUCAGACAAGCUCUAAGAAAACAGACCCUCCUCCUCUGCAGGGUCCUCCUGAUCUCGCUUCCCCAGCAGACCAGAAUCCAGCUAUGCCUUUUCAUAAUUCAUCUGAAGAAGCAUUUGUUGCAGAUAAUCCAGAGAAAUCUGCUGAAGGAAGAACCCAGGGCCUCCGAGUUUAUCUCCGUACAAGACAGGACACUAGUUUCUCUCUCACAACUACUGGGAUGCAUGAGCCCCAGGUAUUUGUGGAAGAAAAGAAUUGGCAUCCAGAAUAUCAGAACCCAAGUCAAGUGAAUGGCCUUCAGCAACACAGAGAACCACACAAUGGGAGUGGACAGCAGAACGUUCCACAUGACCAAGAAUGUCCUUGUGACACAGAAGACCUUGAACUUCAUGAAGAAAAUCAACAGGACCAAGAAAAAAUUGUCAGUUUGAAAGCUGUGAUGAAAGGAGAUGAACUUCAGACAAAUGCUCAUCUUCUAAGUACAGAGAAAAGUCUUCUAGCUUCAGGGUGCUGCAGCUGUUCGUGCUCAGAAACCCUGAUGGACGUGGAUGCAGUUGAGCAGCCUCUGGUUGCUGUGCGAAGCUCAACAGGCAGGCAGAACGCCAGUGUCGAGAGCCCUGGUGCAUCGCACCUCACUUCAGAUAACCCCUCAAUGGAAGUGGAAACAGGACAGUGGAACCCCUCCUGUGAAAGCAUGGAACAUUCCAUUUCAGCCCGGGGUUUGCAGCUCCCAGAAGAUACUGUUGAAGUGUCUGUGAUGGAUAGCAGAGAUAGCCGCAGCUCCCCUUCCCCUUUAAGUGAUCAUGGUCACCCCUCUGUGGAGGCAGCUGAAGAAUUUUGUUCAUCUGUCACAGUGGCCUUGAAAGAACUGCAUGAACUUUUGGUCAUUAGCUGUAAGCCAGCUUUGGAAAAAGCACCUGAAGAUGUUGCCUGUCAGUCAGAGAUGGAAGCUGAGAGCCAAGCAGGUAUUUUUGACGUUUCAGGAAAGAGGGCCCAAAAUGAGCAUCUGAUCCCUAGUGACCAGUACCCACAAGUUUCCUGUCACCAGGCCACCUCUGAAUCAGAAAAGACAGACAUUGUAGGCACUACACCUUGUGCUGGGAUAGAAGAUACAGCAUAUACUAGCUUCAGGGGUCUGGGCGAUAGUUUGUCAAAUGGCCGAGAAGUUGCCCCCAGACCAAGGGAGUCAGUCAGGAAGAACUGUUCUGUCGUCAUAACCUCAGCCAAACCAUCUGAUGAGUCACUCUGCACCUCAGGUGUAGAAAUGUCACCCACAUUUGCAGUAGGUGAGGAAGGUGCCCACAGUCAGCCUUCUGAGCACAUGGAGAAUCCAGGCACAGACGGGCCGGAGACCAGCGAUGUCUGCCCUGGAGCUGCGCCGCCCUUUCGUGGAUUGGACCCACCUGCUACACAGCCCUUGUCUUCUCCCUCCGCUCUUCCGCCGUUCAUCUUUCCCGCCGCAGAUGUUAACCGGAUUCUUGGUGCCGGCUUCACUCUGCAAGAAGCCCUCGGGGCUUUGCAUCGAGUUGGUGGGAAUGCAGACCUUGCACUUCUUGUUUUGCUCGCAAAGAACAUUGUGGUCCCUACGUAAUUGUGGGACAGUGGGCUUAGCCCGUACUCCAUUCCGUUUGUGAAAGCCCUCCCCACACAGAUGCACACUCACCACACACACACAGCAUACGUAGAAACCUGCAAGCAAAAUGUUGAGCCAGAUUUUUUUUUUCCGGCCAAAGUAAUUUAUGAUCUUUUGUCUGAUGAAUUUGUCUAUUUUACUUGUUAAAAUUUGGGCCUUUUAAAAUGUAUUAGCAGUAUGUGCAUACAAAAGCUUUUUAUUCUCAUUAAGAUGAUGUAUUCUGGAAUAAAAUGGAUGGUUUUCUGUAUAGCAUACCAUUUUAGAUGAGUGAGUGCUUUGAAAGAGGAGCCAUGAGGAACCUGCCACCUGUGCAGCCGCUUGCUGUGACUCUGGCUGUGCUGUGUGCAGGAUGUGGCUGAGAACAGGACGCUGGAGACGAGUUCAAUAACUUCUGGAGUUGUAUGUUUGAUUUGUGUGCUCAGGGGUGACAUUUAAGUAGGAUGAGCGGGAGGGCUUAACACCUGAGCUGUCGUCUUGUGCAUAAUAGGCUGCUGCAUGGAUUGAUUGCCAAAUACCUUUAUGACAGAGGGUGGGGUAUGGGGGAAUUCACAUUAGAGUGAAACAUGGUGCUACUUGUAUUUAAAAAGGGAAGGGAAAAAAAACCUGAUCAUAAUUCCAUUUGCAAAUGUCAAGGACUGUGAGUAAAAGAUAAUGGCUUAGACGAAACACUGGAAUGUACUAGAGAUAGGGCUUGGGGCAUCUCCCUGACACCCCAGCCCUCAGUGGCCAAUGGUGAGUCCAGCUUCAGCUCACGGGUUGGCCACCUGGAGCCUGGCUUCUGAAACAUGUCUGCUGGGAGCUUCUUCCCACGUUCAGUCUAAGCUCAGAGCUGAGCAAGACUGAACUAGGAGAACCUUUGUCCCUGGUCCUCUUGGUGCUUAGACUGGGUCCGUCUGUGAGUGUCCUUCAUGGCAGUGAAUACAGCUGAAGUUCUGACUACAGUGGCCUUGGUACAGUGUUCAUCCCUUUCUUUCCUCAGGAGUUUCUUUUUCUAAGCAGGAUCCAUGUUUGUGUUCACCACGUUGAGGUAGAGUUGGGGUGGAAUGUGUAGAUGUGUUUAUCGUGGCCUUUUUAAUGUAAGUUCUCGCCUUGCAAGUUGUCCUGUGGGCCCCACUGUGUAGUGAUCCCUCUGGAUAGGGUUGAAAGCAUCCUUUCCUAGAACAUAAACUGUUGUCUUAGAUGUCUGGCAGGAAUCUGGAAUCUUGCUUUUCUUGAAAAGGAUCUUGAGGGUAAUUCCUGGUUCCCGGUGAGAGUUUGCAGUUUGUUGAAAUGGAAGUGUCGAAAUCGAUUUCUGAACUAAGCAUUAACUGAUUUUUGUCUAAAGUCAAUCUCUCCCUUCCUCCGCUCUGAAAGUUUGUUCUUACCAUCAAAAUUAAAGUCAUCGAGCACAGAGAGGUUCAUAUCUCAGGGGUUUUUGAAACCUUAAGGGCACUUACAGGGAUUUGUUCUCUGAUCCAUCCUUGUUUCUGCCAUACUAUUUGUGUGCCGAGACUCACUUCAGGACAUGAUGGCAAGUCACACAGAGUAUCAUGAUCCUUUCUGGAAUUAGGAGAUGGUUUCUGGAUGGCCUUGCGGUUUCCUACUCUCCAUUAAAUGGCACUCAGAACAUCAGGCUAGCCAAGAAGUUCUUUGUUUCAGAUGAGCACAGCUCAUCCACUCUUUGCAUGUUCUGCACCAAAGAUGUAUGCUGGUGACACUGGGAAACUGCUCCCGGGCUUCUGUCCCCGACUCAGCUGUGGUUAGAGCCAGAUCAAGAAGCAGCGCAGUGAGGCCUGGUAUUUGCUUAGGGGGUGGGUUGGGGUAUAUUUUAGGGUUACAAAUCUUUGAGGCCACAGGAUGGGAUGGGUAGAGAAGGUACUGAUGACAGACCCACCCACCCACCCCAAGGCCUUCAGAAGAAACUGACAUGAAAGCCCAGUGGUUUGACUGCUGACUUUUUACAAUGUUGAAGUUUGGGAGACAGCCCUAGGCAGAAUGUCGAAUACCAGUCUGGAAAAGAUUUCAUUACAAGAGCUUUUAAUGUACCUACAGGUGUGUUUCUUUUUAGAAGCAAAAUGAUAGGCCAGUAGUUUACACAGAUACUCUUUUUAGGAAUCCUUUGAACUUAACUCAUUUGCCAAAUACUUUGUUCCUUUGGGUCAUUACUUUCUUUUCAACAUAUACUUACUUUUGAUUUUUAAACUGUCAAAAAUAAAUUAAAGGCCAGGCAUGCUGGCAUAUACCAGGUGGUAGGCAGAUCUCUGAGUUCAAGGCCAGCCAGAGCUACAUUAGUGAGACCCUGUCUAAAAACAGAAAAUCUUUUUAAAAUUAGGAAUUGGUUGGCUUAAAUGGAGCAGUCCUAGAAACAGGGACAUUAAGGAACAUGGCACUAGUGGACUUCAUUGUCAGUUUUCAUUUAGUAGCUAACUACCAAGAUCAAAUCAUCGUGAAUCCUAGUGUUCAGGUGUCAGAUUACAGCCAUAACCACAAGGGCAACUCCUUUACCAAACCGUGCCGGGAGGCACUUACCUCCAGUGGUGGUUUCCAUGUGUGCACCAAAGAGGAUUUACCUGUAAAACCUGUGCUGAAGCUGGUGUGUGGAAGGGGCUUGUAGCCAGACAGUAUAACUGCAGCUGGGGGUUGGCCCUUUGCUUCUGUGAAGGGCUGUUUCCAGGGGGGGUAGUUCAGGACUCGAGACAGCCAGAAGCCUUCGCCCCACAGUAUGGGCUGUGGGUGUUGAUAGGUGAAGACCCGUUGCUUGGCAAAGGAAGCUUGAGUAAACGGUGAAUGGUGUGCGACAACCUCUUCCUCAAAUCCUAGCCCCUCUGAUCGAGUGUCCACCCAGUGCAUUUCUCUGGCAAGAGGGUGCAUAGGAACGGGACAGGGACCUGGUGUCACUGAUUUUAUAACCAGCUUCUGUAGCUUCUGCCUGUUCGUCCCUCUCUACAGCUUUCUAUCUCUAGCGAAAGCCAUAAGAAUUUGUUUCAACUCUUCAGCUCAUGUCUAUAAAUAAAUAUGUACGCUAUCAUAGAUAAGGUGAUUGACAAAUAUCUUGCAUAGUUUGAAAAGCAGCUUUUAUGUCUACAGAUGCCUGCACAUCUGGUGGCUUUUCUUCCUACCGUGUAUAUAAUAAACUGCCUUGCAAAUAAUUGCAGGAGAGUCAAGGCAAAUUUUCUUUUUCUGUUGUGUGUUUUUUGUUUUUUGAGAUAAGAUCUCGCCAUAGCCCGGGCUGGCCUCAAACUCAUGGCAGUUCUGCCUCAGCCUCUAGAACGCUGGGAUUAUAGGCUCACACCACCAUGCCCAGUUCACACAGUGCAUUCCAGUUGCUACCUGUGGCGAGCAUGAACAGUGUAGCUGAACUGACUGGUGUACCCCUAGCAAUGGCAUGGGGCUUGGGGGCGUGGCUGAGUGGUGGAGCUACUGCAUAGCAUGUGAGGUCCAGGGUCUGAUCCUUAAAGUAAAAGCCAGUCUUGGUGAUGUAGGAAUCUGUGGCUGACUAAAAAAGCAAAGGUUACCAUAUAUUCCCCUCCUGGAGAAGGAAGGCCACUUGUCUCAGUAGUUACGUUAGAUAGCAUUUUGUGUUUCCUGGGAAUAAGUUCCUCUUGACAGCAGAAAGUCAACUCAGCGGUCCCUGAGGGCUGGCCCCGAGCUCCUGUGAGCUACCCAACCCCUUGAGUGUCGGUAGAGAGAGCCACAGGAAGGACUUCAGGGUGAGCCUUGGAUGUACUUGCUUUUCUUUUGUGCCUUAAUUUUUUUGAAUAGCAGAAGCAUCACAUCUUGGGAGUAUCAGGAAAGGCCAGAGGGGCAGCUCUCCUGGAGAGGGCUGGCCACAGUAUGAGGUCCUUGGCUCGUGGCUACUUUGACUCACUCUUACCCUGCGUCAGUCAAACUUUAGGUCUCCCCGGAUAGGAGUUUCUGCAUCCUGUAUACCAAAAAUGGUUUCUAGGUGUUUGUUAGGUUUUCUGUUGUGCAUUUUGUGCUGUUAGGGAGACAUCAAAUCUUACAUUCUAGAUAGGAAGUUAGCUCCUGUCAAGUUAUGCAGUCUGAUUAAGAGCCCCUAUUUUUGUUCAUCAAACAUUGAAUACCCCUGAGCCUGGGAGCUCAGCAGCAACGGAAGGAGACUGGAGCCUGGCCUUAGAAGCCUUCAGUCUAGGAGAGACAUGAGACAAGUGUUAACUAAGAUCUGUUUGUACCUAUUGGCAUGCUUUUGUUUUGGAGAAGAGAUUUCGUGUAGCCCAGGCUGGCCUUGAACUAGCAGUCCUCAAACAGCUGGGACUGUGAGGUUAGAGACACAUUCUGUAACAUCUGGUCGCAUGCUUUUCUUUUAAAACAUACUUGGUUGCAGUUUAGAAAUGACUGGGAAAAAAAUCAAGCCCACAGUAAGUCAGAUGACGUAAGCCUAGAGUUAUACUUUAAAUGUUUAGUUUUGUUUUGUUUAAACAAUUAGGGUCUGGAUGUUACACCUUUAAGCUGUAAGUGCAAGGCCAGUCAGGGCUACAGCGAGAAACUGUCUCAAAAUAAGUAAAAAUAAAAAAACAAUUGGGAAGUGUAGCCCGUUGAUAAGUAGCAUGCUUGCAAAACUGCAGGAAACCCUUAGUUCAGCUCCCAGCUGCAUAAUCCAGGUGUGGCAUAAAUGUAACCCCAUCACUGGAGAAGCAGAGACAGGAGGAUCAGAAAGUUCAAGGUCAUUUUUGGCUACCUAAUGAGUUUCAGGCCAGCUUUGGUUACAUGAAACCCUGUCUCCAAAAAGGUGAGGGAGAGUACGGGUGUAGUCCAGUGGUUGAACACCUGCUUGGCAUGUACAAGGUUCUGGGUUUGACCCCCAGCACGGCUAAGAAAAAAUAAAUUUAAAUAAGAAUUUAGUAGAAAUAACUGAAAAGAUGCUGAGGAAUCAGUGUGUAGUGCUGUUGACCGAAAAGAGCAGGCAGGGAAAAGUCGGGUAAAUGGAAGAGAGGAGUGAGUUACCUUUCCUUCCCUUAGGAGGCUGUAUGCCACACUGACGGGUGGGUGUGCAGCAUCCUCCACCCUCUGGUGAGCCAGGCUGCACUGGGAUGCCAACCAUCUGGGAGAGCAGAGCUCAGCAGAGGCCUCUCGGGAUGUGCUAUUUUAAGGCAACUGAGUGCAGUGUGUGGAAAUGAAAAUCCAGAGCAGCAAGAUUAGUGAACGAUGGGUGGGGUGGGCAAGCAGGGCUGCUUUGCAGAACUUGACAUACUCUGCAAGGCAUUCUUCAACCCUCUGUUUAAUAGUCCAGUGUAUGCAUCCUGAAGCAUAGAAAGAAAGGAGGUGGUUAGUGAUUUCUGAGCUUUACAGUUAGGAAAUAUGCUAAAAAAUUAAUCAGUACUUAAGACUGGGGGGAUGAGGAGGGGCUUGUGAAGUGUGGGGGGGACUGCAAAUUUUUAGGACACUAUCUAGGGAAAUCUACCAAGAAAAUGGCUCAAGAACGUAGGGGUCUCUACCUGCGAAGUUUGAACCACAGAUCAGGAGAUGGCACAGAGUAAAAGGUCAGACUGCUGCCUACAGAGCCGUGUCUAUGUGAACAAUCUCAGAAGGUUUGGAGUAGCUAAUGUGGGUGAGGGGCAUUUUUCCCUGGGCCUGGUCAGGUGAUGGGCAGUGAUCGUACCUAACAGUUUAGUAGCCUGCAACCUGCAAACUUAAACAAAUGUACCAGUGACGUGCAGAGUAGACCUGUGUUCCUACAUGAGCUAGUCAGAUCUGUGUUUACAGGCUCCUUGACAGAACCGGAAAGCCUGGGAGACACGUGGGCUCACACCAUUCCACCCCAGUGCUUAGGCUUGGGUUCUUCCCUGCCCUGGACAUCUUUAGUUCUGGAGAGACAUCAGGGGGAUCCUUUGUGUUGAUCAAAUCUGCCCUAUAUCACUCACCUUUCAUGAGAGACUAAUUGUGCAUUUGUGUCCAGAUCUCUUCAUGGUGAGUUGGGCUGGUGGCUUGUUCAAUGGUUUCCUAGCCCCAUCUGGCAGACUAUGACUAGGAAGCCUGCUUUGCUUCUUGCCUGUGUGUCACAAGGUUUCCUGGCUUUUCUUGAAGCGAGGCUGGUUGGCAUAGUCUGCUUGCCAGUGGUCCAGUCACGCUCACAUGCUUCGAGAGUUGGGAA
Peromyscus maniculatus bairdii (prairie deer mouse) is the source of this 9349-nucleotide messenger RNA. RefSeq names its product protein DDI1 homolog 2. Gene Ontology annotation, biological process: proteolysis. The record is from RefSeq and is a predicted model, not a curated record. Gene Ontology annotation, molecular function: protein binding; aspartic-type endopeptidase activity. NCBI's taxonomy places the organism in Eukaryota, Metazoa, Chordata, Mammalia, Rodentia, Cricetidae.